Messenger RNA from Polistes canadensis, 2869 nucleotides. Its product is annotated as armadillo repeat-containing protein 8-like. The transcript is spliced from 8 exons. Gene Ontology annotation, molecular function: protein binding. Gene Ontology annotation, cellular component: GID complex. NCBI's taxonomy places the organism in Eukaryota, Metazoa, Arthropoda, Insecta, Hymenoptera, Vespidae. Bases 180 to 2246 code for a protein of 688 amino acids. The record is from RefSeq and is a predicted model, not a curated record. Gene Ontology annotation, biological process: proteasome-mediated ubiquitin-dependent protein catabolic process.
ACUGUAACAAAAUUUGCUACACUAUCAGAACGUAGUUUAUCUUCGGUUAGGGUAUAAAAAUUCCGAAUUUUCACGUAAUAAGGAAACUGGCAUCGAUUGUUCUUUGUGGUGAUCGGUCAAACGAAAUAUAGUAGAACAAAAGAUUUAGUAAUACUUAUGUAGAAAUAAAAAGAGAAAGUAUGGUUUCGGUGAUGCAGCCAUUCAUGGAUGUUGAAAGUUCAAGGAGUUACAUCGAUGAGCUGUAUUCGCCGGAUCCUCAUAAAUGUGUACAAGCUAUUAUAUGCCUUAAAAAUUCUGUAAUUGGAAGCAAUAGACAAAAAGGUUCAGUAAUAGCACAAGGUGUAGUGCCUCGAUUGUUACAAUUACUUGGUAAUUCAUCUGGUCCACUUGCAGAGCGUAUACAAUUAGAGUCGGCUGUAACAUUAGGUUCUUUGGCUAAGGGUACUGACCAACAUGUCUUAGCUCUUAUUGAACUUGGUGUGGUACCAUUACUUCUUCAAGUUUUGCUUUCUAUGUCUAUUUCUGAUCUUAAUGCAGAAGGAAAAGGAAAACUUUUAGAUUCCUUAAAUGAAGCAUGUUUGCGUUGUUUGCGUACAGUGUUCCAACACACUUCAGCACCUGUUCAUUCUAUAUACCAGGAUCCUGCUUUGGUACCACGUUUGUUAUCGUUAGCAAGUAGAUCUGUUACUUGUCAAGUCUGUGUAGCAACUAUUUUGACAACAGCAUGUAAGACUGCAGAGGAACAAAAUGCCCUUUCCAAAGGAGGAGCGGUUGAAACAUUAGCGAUGCAACUCGAUUCGCCAUUAGCCGAUGUACAAUUACCUGCGUUGGCUUGUCUUGCAAAUAUGUGCUAUCAAAAUCAUAUGGUAUCUGCUAUGGUUGCUGCAGCAACAACAAGUAAUACUCUUAGGGGUAAACUUGUGCCCGUAGCAUUAGGACAAUUGAUGGGACGUGAAAGAAGCUCGUUAGUCCAACUGGAAGCUGCAAGAUGUAUAGCAUACAUGCAUAGGGCUGGUGCAUUGUCGUCUACGGACCCGAGAGUUUUAUAUCGUGCUUUACCUUGUCUUGUGAGACUUUGUCAUAGAGAUCGACCACCAAGAGAGAGAAUAGCUGCAGCAGAAACUUUAGCUUAUCUUACAGAAGUUGAUACAGAUUUGCAACGUCUAGCUUCUAUUAGUAAUCAUCUCAUUCCAACAUUAGCCGAGUUACUAAGACCACAUUCACAGGUUCAAGAUGCGACAUUAACGCAAGAUAUGCGCCAAGCAGCAUUUAGAGCUUUCGCUUCUCUUGGUGCUAAUGACGAAGGAAUUCGAAAACGCAUUAUUGAAACAGAAAGUUUAAUGGAACAAGUUGUUUCUGGUUUACAAGAUCCUGGAGGUCCUCGAGUUCGUUUGGCUGCAGUUAGAUGUUUACAUUCUCUUUCUAGAAGCGUGCAACAGCUUCGCACAACGUUUCAAGAUCAUGCUGUGUGGAGGCCCCUCAUGCAAUUGCUUCAUGGUGCAGAUAAAGGGUUGGAAGGUAGAACAGAGAGCGAAGAUGAUUUAUUGACUGUUGCUUCAAGUACUUUGUGUAAUUUAUUAUUAGAAUUCAGUCCAAGUAAAGAACCAAUUCUUGAAUCUGGUGGAGUAGAACUAUUAUGUUCUCUUACCAAACGUCCCGAUCCAGCAUUACGAUUAAACGGAAUUUGGGCUUUAAUGAAUGUUGCUUUUCAAGCGGAACAACGAGUCAAGUCACAAAUAUUAUCUUGCUUAGGCACUGACCAAAUCUUUCGUCUUUUGGCUGACCCAGAAUUAGCGGUUUUAAUGAAGACACUUGGUUUGCUACGAAAUUUGCUUUCUACAAAAGCACAUAUAGAUCGUAUAAUGGGUGAACAUGCUGCUCAUUUUAUGCAAGCAGUUAUAUUAGUAUUAGAAGAUCCAGAACAUCCAGCAGAUGUGAAGGAACAAGCUCUCUGUAUUUUGGCAAAUGUAGCUGACGGUGAUCGCGCCAGAGAUCACAUUAUGGCUAAUGAAGAUGUUUUAAAAAAGUUAAUGGAUUAUAUGAUGCACAGCAAUGUAAAGCUACAAGUCGCAGCAAUCUUUUGCGUGUGCAAUUUAGUAUGGAGAGAAGAACCUGGAGCAGCACAACGCCAAGCACGUUUAAAAGAGUUAGGCCUUUAUCGUAUCCUCCAACAAUUACGUCACACAAAAGAUUCUCAAUUAUUUGAUAAAGUAAAAACUGCCAUGGCACAAUUCUACGAUGCAUGAACAUUAAUCAUGUUAAUAACGAAGGUUAGAUUUUGAAUUUGUGAAUUUUUAAUUUGAAUGAUAUUAUUUGAUGUAGAAUUAAUACUGUGAUCCUGUGCUUUUGUUAAUACAUAAGCAUUUCAAAGCUACUGAAAUAAGGUGAAAAUAAUACUUGUAAGCCUGAGCUUGUAGCUUAUUUACACUAUAUUUAUUUAAUUUAAAGAAAAAAAAUUAUCUUAGAAAAUGAACAUAUACCCCACGAACAUAGAAAGUGAGAGAGGGAGGGGUAUGGAAUGUUGCUUGGUACAUUUUGAGUACUUCACAAACAAAGGUCUGUAACCCAAGUUCUCGAUUACAAUAAGAAAAAUCAAACAUUUAGAAAGAUUACGAAUACAAGAGAAUAUGAGAGUGCUUAAAUACAUUCGAUGUUUCAAUGCAUCUUCUGGCAAAUUGUACUAUAACCUUUAUAUAGUAAUCUCAUAAUACAUUUUAUUAUCGUGAGAACAAAAUUUCUUUCAUAUAUUUUAAAUAAAUAUUUGACAGGUAGACCUUAAUAACUAUUUGGAGCUUGUAUCUUUGGUAGAGAACUUGUAUGAAAAAUUUAUGAAAUGGAAAUAUAUCUCUUUAUCCUGGUUAUGUUUAAA